AUGUCUGCAGCCUAUCGGAUUUAUAUUGAUAAUGUGCAACAUAACAUUUCAGCUGAUCCAAAAAAACUUUGGGACUAUAUUCAAAGCAACAAGGGAAGUACUAGAAUUCCAAAGGUAGUAACCGAUGAAAAACAUAGUUCGCAUGAAACUCCUGAUGAUAUAGUGAACAGUUUUGCUUCAUAUUUUAAGAGUGUAUAUGCUGUGCCUGAUACUAUCUCAGCCAACGUGUCCCCUGAGCUGAACCAUUCUCCCCAACAUGUGGUUGUUUCUAAUAUAACGUUCGAUGAAAUUAUAUCAGCAUUAAAAAGUUUAAAAAAUAAACCAACAGCGGGUCCAGAUCAAAUACCAAGCUAUCUAAUUAAAGAUUGCAGAUAUGCUUUAUUCAAACCUCUUCACAUCUUAUUUAACUUAGCACUAUUUGCUAACACUUUUCCAAAUACCUGGAAAAUUGCCAAAAUUUGUCCAGUGCUAAAAACAGGCAAGUUUUUUCAUUCUAAUAAUUUCUAA
This is a messenger RNA of Zophobas morio, 507 nucleotides long. RefSeq lists its product as uncharacterized. Lineage: Eukaryota; Metazoa; Arthropoda; Insecta; Coleoptera; Tenebrionidae. The record is from RefSeq and is a predicted model, not a curated record. Bases 1 to 507 code for a protein of 168 amino acids. The transcript has a single exon.